Messenger RNA from Gymnodraco acuticeps, 3911 nucleotides. RefSeq names its product solute carrier family 5 member 3b (gene slc5a3b). Lineage: Eukaryota; Metazoa; Chordata; Actinopteri; Perciformes; Bathydraconidae. Gene Ontology annotation, cellular component: plasma membrane. The transcript is spliced from 2 exons. Gene Ontology annotation, molecular function: D-glucose:sodium symporter activity. The record is from RefSeq and is a predicted model, not a curated record. Gene Ontology annotation, biological process: transmembrane transport; inositol metabolic process; myo-inositol transport. The coding region runs from base 545 to 2671 and encodes 708 amino acids.
GAUUGAACGGAGGCUUUAAAGAAAAGAGGCAGCAUUGUCUGGAAGGGCGUCACUGCUACCGUGGAACGGAGGGCAGAGGGAUGACAACGGACUGCUAACGUGAAAACAACCCAGGAGCCCUGUGUGGUAAACGCAGAGACAGUUUGAACCAUCUUUAGUGAGAGCUCUUCAGCAGAGGGACGAGUCUUCAGGAAGCAGGCACCUCUUCAUUCACAUCUCCCCUCGGAGCCGUGUCGAUUUGGCAGCUUUAGUGCGUAUGCUAACACUAGCUAACAAGGAAUGUUAACUCUAGGCUAUUCUAGACCAGAAGCCUGCAACAUCCUCUGCUAAAACUAGAACGACCUCAGUGCCGGUGGAUAACUCCCUCCGAAGCACACCUAGUGUAUUUGAGCUGACGGUGGAUACUACAGCUUCCAACCAGACAGCAAACCAAAGAAAUCAUUUCCAUUUCUCCGUUUAAAAAUAAUAAAUCAAUACGUUUGACUAUUGUAUUUAUUUUCUUCUUAAUCUGUGAGCUAAUAUAUUUUUUAAGUAAUCCGUAAAGAUGAGUCCUGGAUUGGAAGCAGUGGACAUAGCUGUGGUAGCACUGUAUUUUGUCCUGGUGCUAGCCAUUGGGUUUUUUGCCAUGUGGAAAGCCAAUCGCAGCACUGUGAGUGGCUACUUCCUGGCUGGACGCUCCAUGACAUGGAUAGUAAUUGGUGCAUCACUCUUUGUCAGCAACAUUGGCAGUGAACAUUUCAUAGGCCUUGCCGGGUCAGGAGCAGUGAGUGGCUUUGCUGUUGGAGCAUGGGAGUUUAAUGCAAUUCUUCUUCUGCAGCUGCUUGGUUGGGUGUUUAUCCCUGUGUAUAUACACUCGGGGGUCUACACCAUGCCCGAGUACCUGUCGAAACGCUACGGUGGCAACAGGCUAAAGAUUUACUUUGCCUUCUUGUCUAUAUUACUUUACAUUUUUACUAAGCUGUCAGUGGACUUGUAUGCUGGAGCGCUCUUCAUUCAGGAGUCCCUGGGGUGGAACCUUUAUGUUUCCAUCGUCCUGCUCAUCAGUCUGACAGCGCUGCUCACUGCCACCGGUGGACUGGUGGCUGUACUCUACACGGAUGCACUUCAGGCGGUGUUGAUGAUUGUUGGAGCACUAAUCCUAACCAUCCUAAGCCUUAUCAAAGUUGGUGGGAUGGAGGGUGUCAGAACUAAGUACAUGCAGGCCAUUCCCAAUGUUACUGCUAUAAUGGCCACUUUGAACGUCACCUAUUCUCCUUCGUGCCACAUUACGCCUAAACCAGACUCCCUACGCAUCCUCCGAGGUCCACUGGAUGAAGACAUCCCAUGGCCAGGCUUCCUUCUUGGCCAGACCCCUGCCUCUAUCUGGUACUGGUGUGCAGACCAGGUCAUUGUUCAGAGAGUACUAGCAGCAAAGAACAUUGCUCACGCCAAGGGUGCUACGCUCAUGGCUGGAUUCCUCAAGAUCCUGCCCAUGUUUUUAAUAGUGAUCCCUGGAAUGAUCUCCCGCAUCUUGUUCACAGACGAGAUUGCCUGCAUUGGGCCCGAGCACUGCUUGGCUGUUUGUGGUUCUGAGGCUGGCUGUUCAAACAUUGCCUACCCACGCCUUGUCAUGGCUGUGAUGCCUGUCGGACUCAGGGGUCUGAUGAUGGCUGUCAUGAUCGCUGCCCUGAUGAGUGACCUAGACUCAAUCUUCAACAGUGCAAGCACCAUCUUCACCCUGGACAUCUACAAAAACUUUCGAAGAGAGGCGUCUCAGCGUGAGCUGCUCAUGGUUGGCCGCAUGUUUGUUGUGGUUAUGGUGGCAAUCAGCAUUGCCUGGGUCCCUGUUAUUAUCCAAAUGCAAGGCGGGCAGACAUACCUUUACAUCCAGGAAGUUGCUGGCUACCUCACUCCACCAAUAGCUGCCCUCUUCCUGUUGGGUGUGUUCUGGAAACGGUGUAAUGAGACAGGUGCAUUUUGCGGAGGCAUGACAGGUUUCACUCUUGGUGCCAUACGUCUGAUCUUAGCUUUUAUCUACCGCAAGCCUAACUGUGACCUGCCAGAUGAUAGGCCUGCCUUCAUUGCUAAAGUGCACUACAUGUAUUUUGCCGCUGGGCUGUUCUGGACUUCAGGGUUGGUGGCAGUGGUGGUCAGCCUCUGCACCUCUGCCCCAGAUGAGGAGCAGGUUCGCACCACUACAUUCUGGGGGGUCCGCAACAUGAAAAGGCUUCCAACAAAGGACCGAAAGGAAACAUUAAGGCUGACCGAAGAGAGCUUUCAGAAUGGCAAUGGAAGACUCCUUAAAGAAAUACCACAAGAUGUCAGAAACGAGAGGUGUUUGGAUGGGGCAGAUGUUAAACUCUUGGUCUCGUACACUGACCAUGACCCAGCAACCCCAAGUACAGAAACAUCUCCUGCCACCACGCCUGCAGACCAAUUCAGUAAUGGAAAGUUAGAUAUCACCGAAGGGGAAAGCAGCCAGGUUAAUAGGAAGACUAGCGGGUUUAUGUGUUUCCUGGAAAGGUUUUGUGAUUGUAAUGACAGACCACAGAGCACUCCGACAAAAGUACUGCAGGAGGAUAUCAUUGCAGAAAUGCUGUAUGAGUCUCCCAGAGAUAAAAUAAUCCUCAACGUGGUUCUGGUAUGUGUCUGCUGUGUGGGCAUCUUCCUGUUUGUUUAUUUUUCAAUUUAGUUAGCCUCUGUACUGAACUUAUGAUAAAUGGUUAGGGUGCUUUUAUUAAAGUGGAAAUUGUGUUGAGCUGUUCUAAGUGAACAGUUACAUUUUCAAAGUUUUGAAAUCUCUGUCUGUGAUAUUUACAGUUGUCUUUUUAAGCUUUCUAACGGGGAUAAAAGCCUACCUAAUCAUUUUUUCAAUGAUUAAAGCUUUGCAACAUGAAAACAAUUGUACUACUUUAAGGAGUAGGAAUCGUAUUUUACUUGUUGAUUUUAUUGUUAUAUUGUUAGUAUUUAAUAUCUUUUUUUUUUUUUUUUUUAAACAAUCGCACUUGUCUGUAUUUUCAGAUGUAUUCUUUUUGACCGUUAUUGUAGGCGUAGUUGCUGUUUUAGCAUUCAUAUGUCAGUAACUCGAGAGGUUAUAGGUCAUGACCAUUUCUGACACUACACAAUAUUACUACUGCAUUAUUUUAGUAGAACUUUGAGUGUUUGAUUAUUAGUUUUUUAUUGUGUCUUUUCAAAGUUAUUGUCAUUGUUAAACACUAUGUAUACUUUGUAUCCAUUACUAUUGUAUUAUAACAAUAGACCACACAUACCAAUGCUGAUUAUUUGAUAUCAUUUUAAAUUAACCUUGUGUACACUAUAAUUCAUGUCAGGAUCACCCACAAUAUAAAUGUCUUCCAUAGCAGACCAUUUAUUCUGUAUCUACUGUGUGUUCAUGUACAUUAUGGUGAAUUUCAGCUAAUUUUAUCUAGUUUCAAGAGCAUAAUUUAAACCUCUUACUAUAUGUGUCUUAGUAUGCAAUAUUAAAAAGAGAAGAAAACUAAGAUUUUGGUUUACAUCCUGAAUAUGUUGUACACUGAAAACCACAUUUCUAUAAAGCCAUGUGAUGAAUCAGCUUUGUCAUGUAGUACAUUUAGCCUUUACAUGUUCACAUUUUGUGGCUGAUCUAGAUUGUGUUCAUUAAUAAUAAUGAUAAACCCUAACCUCCACACUCCAGAAUACAAAGUAUGUGUGUCCACAUGCACUUUGGAGUUUGACAAUUGUGUUAAAUGACCAUAGUCCUUAAAAAUUGUCAUAUUUGAAAGGCCAAUACCAAUUAAUGUCGAGCAUAAAUGAUGUAUUUAGAGGAUUGAUAAGAGAUGAUUGCUGUGUGUGAAAUUGCUUUAAAACAUUUGAUUUCUCUCUGAGAAAAUAUACUUUUUUUUUUGUAUGGAUUUUAUUUUUUGAGACUGAUAAUAAAAGGUCUGUGGAAAAAA